CAUAUAUAAACCAGCUGCUCAGUUUGCAGUUCGUCAAUCAUUCACUAAUUUAUAAGUAGCACAGGUUGCUAGUGAAGAGUUUCAGUAAGUUCACCACAAAUACAAUGACAGUUCCUAGCAUUAAACUAAACACUGGAUGUGAGAUGCCUAUAGUUGGGCUGGGGACUUGGAAGUCCAAAUCCGGUGAGGUACAGCGCGCAGUAGAGGUUGCCAUCGACAGUGGAUAUCGUCACGUAGAUUGUGCGCUCGUGUAUGGAAACGAAAAGGAAGUUGGAUCUGCUUUGAAGAAGAAGAUUGAUGAAGGGAAAGUGACGAGAGAGGAUAUGUUUAUCACUGGGAAGCUUUGGAACGUCUUCCAUCAUCCGUCCAAAGUCCGUGGUUCGCUGCAAGAAAGUUUAAACAAUCUCCAAACUUCAUAUCUUGAUCUAUACCUCAUACACUGGCCUAUGGCUUAUGUGCUGCAACCAGAUGGAAACCUCUUCCCCAAAGAUUCGAACGGGAAGUUUAUUUACGAUGAUACAGAUUAUGUGGAUACUUGGAAGGAGCUUGAGAAAGCCAAAGAGGAAGGCAUCGUGAAAAACAUUGGCGUGUCGAACUUUAACGCUUACCAAGUUAACCGUAUCAUCAAAGAAUGCAAAGUAGUACCAGCUGUCAAUCAAGUGGAGCUCCACCCAUAUUUGAACCAGGAAGAAACCGUGAAAUUUUGCCAAACCAAUAAAGUAGCAAUGACGGCAUACAGCCCCCUUGGCUCCCCUGAUAGACCAUGGGUUAAACCAGAUGAACCUGUAUUGUUAGAAGAUCCAAAGUUGGUCGCCAUUGCUGAAAGAUUGAAGAAAACCGUGGCCCAAAUAUUGUUGCGAUACCAAAUCCAACGUAAUAUUAUUGUAAUUCCUAAGAGUGUAACUCCGUCAAGAAUACAAAGUAACUUGCAGUUGUUUGAUUUUGAGCUUUCUGCUGAUGAUAUGGCAACCGUGGCUGGCUUUGAUCGUUCCUUCAGGGGUUGUGCAUUAGAAUGGGUCUCUGACCACAAGUACUGGCCAUUCAAGGAAAACUACACCGAGUAAAGAGAUUACUUAAUAUUGGUGUUUAUUUAAUUCCCUCAAGUUAAUCAUGAAUCCUGUACUGUAGCCAUUGUGUGGUUAAUUAAUACAUACCUAUUAACAUGUUG
This is a messenger RNA of Ciona intestinalis (vase tunicate), 1168 nucleotides long. NCBI's taxonomy places the organism in Eukaryota, Metazoa, Chordata, Ascidiacea, Phlebobranchia, Cionidae. The record is from RefSeq and is a predicted model, not a curated record.